This is a messenger RNA of Otolemur garnettii (small-eared galago), 699 nucleotides long. It is a transcript of the gene STPG4, whose product is annotated as sperm-tail PG-rich repeat containing 4. The record is from RefSeq and is a predicted model, not a curated record. Gene Ontology annotation, molecular function: chromatin binding; histone binding. Gene Ontology annotation, biological process: epigenetic programing of male pronucleus. Lineage: Eukaryota; Metazoa; Chordata; Mammalia; Primates; Galagidae. Gene Ontology annotation, cellular component: germinal vesicle; male pronucleus; female pronucleus. The coding region runs from base 1 to 699 and encodes 232 amino acids. The transcript has 7 exons.
AUGGAAGACUUAGAGAAGCUGACCCUUGAGAAUUUUGAGAAAUCAAUCCGAAAGCCUUCAUCUGUUGAGAGAGAAGGAUGGUGGAGAAUAACAUUAAGAGAUACUCCAUUACCUGGCACUUACCAUUUGAACACUUUUAUUGAAGACUCCCUAUUAAAUCCAGUGAUAGCAACCUACAAUUUUAAAAAUGAAGGAAGGAGAAAGCCACCUCUUGUGCAAAGAAACAAUCCAGUCGUGAAUGAUCUUCCUCAAUACAUGCCUCCUAACUUCCUGGAUGUGUUAGAGAAGCAGGUGGCUACUUACUCAUUCAAAGACAAACCACGACCAAGUCCCAGGACACUAGUUGAUAAAGAUCAGUCACUUCAGCUUUCCCCAGGACAAUAUGAUGUGCUUCCCGCACCAGUUCCCAGGUACCCUUCCAGGAGCUUUGUAUUUCGUUCUGCAGUUCAAAGAUUCCCAACAAGCUUUUUCAUUCCUCGUGAAGGCCCCGGACCAGGUCAUUAUGACUUGAAAGCACCCUCAGCAAAUUCUGUUACUUCUUGUUUUCAGUCCAAAGUACCUCGAUUCAUGCCCAGCCGUUCAAAAACCCCUGGCCCAGGAGCCUACACAGCUUCAGUGCAGUUCCCAAAGCAGUCUCCAACCAUCGCCAAAAUGGGCCGAGAACACAGCCUUUUCUUCAACAACACAAUCGGUUUUUAA